This is a messenger RNA of Oncorhynchus tshawytscha (Chinook salmon), 1333 nucleotides long. Its product is annotated as NACHT, LRR and PYD domains-containing protein 12-like. The coding region runs from base 182 to 619 and encodes 145 amino acids. The transcript has 4 exons. The record is from RefSeq and is a predicted model, not a curated record. Lineage: Eukaryota; Metazoa; Chordata; Actinopteri; Salmoniformes; Salmonidae. Gene Ontology annotation, molecular function: protein binding.
CUGUUUAUUUGGAACUCUGCAAUACUUUCGAGCUAAUAUUCUAUAUGUGUGGCAGGAACUCAAGCAGUAGCAGUAGCUCCUGCCCAAGUCAAGCACUGAGUACAUCCCAUAAUUUCUGAGAAGUGGCAAACUAUUUCACCCCUGGAGGGUAGCGGUGUGUUUACCAAAAUCAUAUUAAAUUAUGUGCAGGCUGCGAUGGUGUGGAAUCAGAGAUGAAGGCUGUGCUUCUCUGGCCUCUGCUCUGAUGUUAAACCACUCACACCUGAGAGAGCUGGACCUGAGUGUCAAUGACCUAGAAGACUCAGGAAUGAAGCUGCUCUCUGAUGGACUGGGGAAUCCACAAUGUAAACUGGAGACACUAAGGCUUUCAUCAUGUAAAAUCGAAGAUAAUGGCUGUGCUUCUCUGGCCUCUGCUCUAAUCUUAAACCACUCACACCUGAGAGAGCUGGACCUGCGUCGGAAUGACCUGCAUUAUUCAGCAGUGAAGCUGCUCUCUGAUCAACUGGCCAAUCCUCUCUGGAGACGGGAGAAACUGAACUUUUUCAGCCAUACAUAUAUGGUGUCUAGUGAUGAGAAUGAAGACUACGUACACAACAUGACACAACAAAAAUGCAUGUGAGCUCACACUGAACCCAAAACACAGAAUACAGAGAGCUCUCUCUGUCUGAGGGGAACAGAAGGGUGACACGGUGUGGGUGAAGCAGCUGUGUCCUGAUCACCCAGAGAGAUUCAGGGACUGCCCCCAGGUGCUAUGUAGAGAGGGUCUGACUGGGCAAUGUUACUGGGAGACAGAGUGGAGUUGGAAAGCUUAUAUAGGAGUGGUAUAUAGAGGAAUAAACAAACAUGGAGAGGCUAAUUAUUGUGUAAUGGGAUUCAAUGACAAGUCAUGGAGUCUGGAGUGCUCCUAUGACAAUUACACUGCCUGGCACAACAAUAAGAGCGCCAUCGUACGUGUCUGCUCCUCCCGCUCCUACAGAGUAAGAGUGUAUCUGGACUGUCUGCAUGGCCAUCUAUCCUGCUACAGCAUCUCCUCUGGCAGUCUGACCCAACUGCACACAUUUAACACAACAUUCACUGAGCCUUUCUACCCAGGGUUUGGGAUUAUGGCUCCUCUGUAUCUUUAUGCAAGGUUAAACGUUGAAACUAAAUACUGGUGAUGUCACCUCAUUGUCCCUGUAACAGCUAGCCCCCUACUGUCCUGAGGCUUCAAAUAAAUCACUCUCCUAUGAAGACAACUGUGUGACAUGAUUGGACGUUUUAAACUAUGAUGAUGACUUCCACCACUGCUUGUGGGAAUGUUAAAAGUCUGUUAUAUUAAAUGAAGUGCCUGUUA